UCCGGUGAUCAGCACCUUCGGAUCCCCUCCGUCUCAAACCAUCCCUCUCCGUUAUUGGACGUUUCCGUUACGUUAUGCGUUGAACCGUAUCACCUUCGUCCUCGGCGUCUCUGUUUCUCUUCGCCCUUCUCUCUCCUCGUGUUGUGCCCUAACUAUAGCGCGAAGACGUGCUCUCCGCCAUGGAUUUCCUCAAGACGGUCUUCUCCGCCGAUCCUGAGCCCUCCCAGCCGCAUGAUGACGACUAUCGACGAGGAGAGGGCGGCGGCGCUUCGGAGUGGAGCUUCGGUGGUUUCAUCAAGACCUUGGCCUCCAUGUCGGAGUCGGUCAUCCAGACCUACCGUCGCGACCUCGCGGAGUUUGGCACCGGCCUGAAGAAGGAGACGGAGGCAGUCGGGAAGGCCGCCGCGCGCGCCUUCCGUGACCUCGAUGGCUCGGUGUGGCGGGGAACCGGCGAAGAAGCGGUGGAGACUGGAGAUGACUCCGGGCCGACCAACACCGUCAGCUCUUCCCGGAGGUACAGCCGAUUCGACGUGGAGCUGCUUACAGUACAGUCGGAGGUGCGUACCUUCUCGGAAGACCCGGAGGAGGCCGAGGACUUCAGCAAGUGGAGAUCCGAAUUCGAUUUGGUUGAGAAGGAGGAGGAGAUCGAGAAUCUUUGCCGUGAGAAUGGAGCUUUGCUUAGGCUUUUGAACAAGCUGGUGCCUGGUGUUGUGGAGUACGAGACAUUCUGGUUCCGGUACUACUACCGGGUGCGUAAGCUGAAGCAGGCAGAGGACGCCAGAGCAAAGCUUGUGAGGAGGAUGAUUCGGAGAGAGGAGGAGUUGGAGGAGCUGAGCUGGGAGGUUGAUGAUGAUGACGAGGGUGACGAGGAAGAACUUGAGACGGAAGAAAACAAAGAAGAAAAGAAAGACAGGGAAGCGAAGUCGACCUGCAAGUCGGAUGAAGCUGUGGUGGCUGAAGGGUCAUGCAAGGACGGUGAGUUCUUAAUCAUCUCGACGCAGAAUUCUGUGUCAGAGGAAGAUGAUCUCGGGUGGGAUGAGAUUGAGGAUUUGGGCGAGCAUGAUGAGAUGAAGGGUGGUGGAUCAGUGUCUGGACGAUGAUGAUCCUUCCAAUCCUUGAUUCGACGACAUUUGAAAGCGAUGGUGCAUUUGAUUGUCAAUAGUUAUUUGCCUGAUGUUUCAACUGGGAUGGUGCUUGCCAUUUGAAAGCGAGGAAAAGAUUAGAUCAGCUGAUUGUAAGCAUCCAUCUACUAAUGAGAAUAACCAACAAAAAGCAGCUUGACUUUUCUACUUCACCAUAAACGCAAACUGUCAGUCCUUACCUGUCAUUAAGGUUAAGCAAAUAUCAUACCCAGUUAACUAAGGGAAAUAAUAAACUGGUAUGUAGUUGAUAAGCACAGUAUAUGCCUUCAGCUCUUUAUAAAAGUCAGAUGGUUUUAUGAA
Messenger RNA from Musa acuminata AAA Group (dessert banana), 1442 nucleotides. RefSeq lists its product as uncharacterized. The coding region runs from base 180 to 1100 and encodes 306 amino acids. The record is from RefSeq and is a predicted model, not a curated record. The transcript has a single exon. NCBI's taxonomy places the organism in Eukaryota, Viridiplantae, Streptophyta, Magnoliopsida, Zingiberales, Musaceae. Gene Ontology annotation, cellular component: cytoplasm.